AUGGCUGCUCUUCCUCCUAUCACCGGCAUGCUCCGCCGCGGCCUCGUCCUCGACCUGAGCACUGCCUUUGGUUUCGGCACCACCUUCGGCUACCUCUGGUGGUACGGCUUCCACCUGCCUCGCGUUCGUGCCCGUGAUACCUACUACACCAAGCUCGAGCAGGAGCGUCUUGCC
Penicilliopsis zonata CBS 506.65 is the source of this 174-nucleotide messenger RNA. RefSeq lists its product as hypothetical. The transcript has 4 exons. The record is from RefSeq and is a predicted model, not a curated record. Gene Ontology annotation, biological process: mitochondrial electron transport, cytochrome c to oxygen. NCBI's taxonomy places the organism in Eukaryota, Fungi, Ascomycota, Eurotiomycetes, Eurotiales, Aspergillaceae. The annotation marks the transcript as partial.